Molecule: messenger RNA, 2463 nt
Organism: Prunus mume (Japanese apricot)
Lineage: Eukaryota; Viridiplantae; Streptophyta; Magnoliopsida; Rosales; Rosaceae
Biological process (GO): regulation of DNA-templated transcription
Cellular component (GO): nucleus
Molecular function (GO): DNA-binding transcription factor activity; transcription cis-regulatory region binding
Source: RefSeq, a predicted model, not a curated record
AUGAAAAACUUUCAUGAGGAAGAUCGAGAAUAUGAUGAAGUAAGGGAUGACCACCAUCGUAUAGUUUCACAAGAAGUAAGGGAUUACCAUCAUAUGCCCUCAGAAGACACGAAACAAGGAGUAGUGCAUGGUUUUGAUGAUAGUAAAGGUAAAGAAAUAGUACUGCGAAGUCUAAAUUGUGAGAACAAUCAAGAUCCAGAUCGAAGUCGAAUAUGCAAUGUGUGUGGUAAAAGAUUUGGGAGUGGACAAGCUUUGGGAGGUCACAUAAGUGUCCACUUUGAACCUCGUCUAGGUCCCAAGAAGAUGAACAACAAGUUUAAGGUCACCAAGCAACAACAAUUACAAUAUUAUCCUUCUUUGGAUAAUAAAUUCUCAUGCCAUAUUUGCAAAAAGAUUUUCCCAUCAAGGAAAUCCUUGUAUGGCCACAUGGGAUCCCAUAGUCGAAGAGUCAAGUCUCCUUCUUUUUCUUCUUCAUCAUCAUCAACAUCAUCUUCAGCUGAGUGUAAUGAUCGUGAUCUUAAAGAGCAAGAUUAUGACCGAGUAAAGUUCUUACCAGGCUGGGCUAAGAAAGAUAGGGGAGACAAGAAGAUAGCUAACCAAACACCUAAUUAUAACAAUGCUUUUGCAAGAAAGUACAAGUUCCCCUCAUCAAAGAGAUUGAAAUUCUUAGAUGGCCAUACAUGCAAUAUUUGCUACAAGAAGUUCCCAACGGGGCAGGCUCUUGGAGGCCACAAGAGGGCUCACUACUUCGAUGAAGCACAACCAGUGCUAGAAGCUCCACCAGCAGCUACAGUUAAAGUAGCAUCGACCAAGGAUCAUGAUGAUGGUGAGACCAUAGAUCCUGUGGAUUCCUCGCCAUUAAUGCAACUGGCUGAACAAGCAUUGCAUCUUCUCCAAGCGAAAAAUAAACACCUCCAAGAAGAUGAUGAAGAUCAAGAAGAUCAAGAAAGCAUGGAUCGUGAUGAUGAGGACAUACAUUCACAAGAGUCAGAACAAGAAGUAGAACUAUAUGAUGAUCAGAAGGGUAAACAAGUAGUACAGAGUGAUGUUCAUAAUCAAAACGGAGAUCGGGUUUGUGAGCAAUGUGGUAAGAGAUUUCAAAAUGGAAAAGCUUUGGGAGGUCACAUAAAAGUUCACUUCAAUCAAUCUCUUCUUCCCAAGAAGAACAAAAACUUGUUUAAGCCCAAGAACAAACAUCUUUCUUUGAAGGAAGCACAUAGUCCUGUUGGUGAUGAUCACAGCAACAAAAUUUCAUGCUAUGUUUGCAACAAGAAUUUCCCAUCAAUCAAAUCUUUACACGGUCACAUGAGACUCCACCGAGAAAGAGACUGGAAGGGUGUCAGGCCUCCGGGGCCUUCUCUGUCCCCGUGUGACGAAAGCAACUCUUCUUCUUCAUAUGAAAAUGUGUCUGAAGAUGAGGAUGAUGGUGAUGGUAGUUUAUCUGACCGCACCAUAGAGACAGAUAAUGAUGUAGCAAAUUUCUUAGUAAACUGGACCAAGAUCGAACUGAGACGCAGGAGUCUAAUUGCUAACCAAACCGAGCCUAAUCAUGCAGAGAAUAGUGGUCUAUCUAACCAAAGACAAAGAGUGCCUCAUUAUGCAGAGGACCAAGUUGGUGAAUUUGCAGGGAAGAAGCCAAUAGAAGAAUCACCAGUUGGAUACAAAGGCAGCCCUUCAUCUAAAAAAAUCAAAUGUGAUGGUAGAAGUAACAAGAAAAGUACCAUGGAGGCAAGUAAAAGUACUGGAGGUACAAAACCCAUGAAAGACAUUGGCUUGCUUGAUCAAACCCACAAGCAGAUUCCAACAAAGCGUCAAGAAUUUGGAUCCAGAAGAUCAGAUACAAUCAGUGAUGUGAACAUGGAUGAAGAUUCUGGGUUUAGUAGUAAAUAUGUGGAAAACCAAGUUGGUGAACUUUCAGUGAAGAAGCCAAUACAAAAAUCACCUGUUGGAUACAAAGGCAAAUCUUCAUUAAAGAUCAAAUUGAAACUUGAUGGUAAAGGAAAGGCUUCUAUGCAAGAUGUUGAUGAGAAUGAUGAUCAAACUAGUUGGAAGACGAAGCCAAAGAAGAUGACGAUGAAGUCGACUUCAAAAACAGGUACAAGACCCAUAAAAGACACUGCUUUACUUUACCAAACCCGCAAGCAGAUGGCAAGAAAAACUCAAGAAUUUGGUACUAAAUUUGCUGAGAAGGGAAAAUACCAUGAAGAAGCUGAAGCAGUGGAACAUGGCAUCAAACAGUUUGAGUGCAAUAUUUGUCCCUGCAAGUUCUCAACGGGUCAGGCUCUUGGAGGCCACAAGAGAGGUCACAACUAUAAAGGAGUACCAGUGGAAGAAGCUCGAGGAACAGCUCAAGUAGCACCCAUGGAUUUAGAAGAUGGUGAGAUCAGAACAGAUCCUACAAAAUUCAACUUGGAUCUCAACCAACUUCCUCAUCAGACAGACGAUGAAGAUAUUGGUGGGUAG